AUGGGUCGGCAUGAGGAACAAGUGCUCAUCAACCGCAGGGACAUCACAGACAAGAGGGAUUCCUGGGACAUGGAGGAGAUCAUCACUCGAAUGUAUGUCAAGCAGCUGCUCCGACACCCUGCCUUCCAGCUGCUGCUUGCCUUGCUGCUAAUAAUCAACGCCAUUACCAUCGCUAUGCGCACCAAUGCUUAUCUUGGUCAGAAACAUUAUGAGCUGUUCUCGACCAUAGAUGACAUUGUGCUGACCAUCCUUAUGUGUGAAGUUCUCCUUGGCUGGCUCAAUGGCUUCUGGAUUUUCUGGAAGGAUGGCUGGAACAUCCUCAACUUCCUAAUUGUCUUGAUCUUGUUUAUGGGGUUCUUCAUCAAGCAACUUAAUAUAAUUGCCGUCACCUACCCUCUCAGGGCACUUCGGCUGGUACAUGUGUGUAUGGCAGUGGAGCCCCUGGCCAAGAUCAUCAGGGUCAUCCUGCAGUCCGUGACGGACUUGGCCAAUGUUAUGGCCCUCAUCCUCUUCUUCAUGCUGGUGUUCUCCGUGUUUGGGGUCACGCUCUUUGGCGCGUUCGUGCCCAAGCAUUUCCAGAAUAUGGGGGUUGCCCUGUACACCCUGUUCAUCUGCAUUACCCAGGAUGGCUGGCUAGACAUCUACAGUGACUUCCAGAUGGAGAACAGAGAGUACGCAAUGGAGGUCGGGGGCGCCAUCUACUUUGCCGUCUUCAUCACCAUUGGUGCUUUCAUCGGCCUCAACUUGUUUGUCGUCGUGGUGACCACGAAUCUGGAGCAAAUGAUGAAGACAGGAGAUCAGGGACAACAUCAGAUAAUGUUUAGUGAGAUAGGCGCAGAUGUAGACAACUGGAGUGAUGACCUGCCACUGCUGCAUUGUACAGAGGCCCGCAAGGAGACUUCCGGGCCCCACCAGGAACCGCUGGUCGGGGGUCCCCUGUGGAACCUCACGGAAAAGACCUGCGAUGACUUCUGCUUGGUGCUUGAGGCAAUCCAGGAGAACUUGAUGGAGUACAAAGCGAUCCGCGAGGAGCUCAACACGAUUGUGGAGGAGGUGCGCUCCAUCCGUUUCAACCAGGAGCAGGAAAAGGUGCUGUUGAACAGGCACGUCUCCAAAACCCUGUCCAUCCUGAGCCAAUCCACCACAGACAUGCGUGAGGUAGCCACCCAUCAAGAUUUGAUCUCCGCGCUGAUCAGCAGGGAAAAGGUUUAUGAGUCUAACACAAAUAUGGUUAGCAAACACAGGACCAGCCACUGAGAAGGCACAAUGCGAGCCAGCAGCACACACACAGGGCCAGCUGCUGCAUCUUCGGGCAUCUCUGACUGGAGCCCAUCCCUCAGCGUUACACGUGCGUUACAUGGCCGGGCGGCAGAGGCCAUGGGACUUGGAUGGGGCAGCCUCUGAAGGGCUGGCCUGUGAGCCUGAGGCCCGGAGGGGUCAGGAUGAAGGGUUCUGGACCAGAGUGGAAGCCCCACAGCGAGGAUGAGCACAGAAGGGGGUAGCCAGGCAUUGGCCUGAAGAUGAGUGUCUCCGACCUCUGCUCCAGCCCGAGCUGGAUCUGGGUGAGGCCUCGGAGGACCCGAGCACUGGAAGGAGAAGAGCCAGGCCAGGGAGGCUGUGUGCACCGAAAAUAAAAUUUUGU
This is a messenger RNA of Psammomys obesus (fat sand rat), 1642 nucleotides long. RefSeq names its product cation channel sperm associated 4 (gene Catsper4). Gene Ontology annotation, molecular function: calcium-activated cation channel activity; voltage-gated calcium channel activity. The record is from RefSeq and is a predicted model, not a curated record. The coding region runs from base 1 to 1257 and encodes 418 amino acids. Gene Ontology annotation, cellular component: CatSper complex; membrane; sperm principal piece. NCBI's taxonomy places the organism in Eukaryota, Metazoa, Chordata, Mammalia, Rodentia, Muridae. The transcript has 10 exons. Gene Ontology annotation, biological process: flagellated sperm motility; sodium ion transport; sperm capacitation.